Messenger RNA from Orbicella faveolata, 3048 nucleotides. RefSeq names its product heat shock protein 83-like. NCBI's taxonomy places the organism in Eukaryota, Metazoa, Cnidaria, Anthozoa, Scleractinia, Merulinidae. Gene Ontology annotation, biological process: protein folding. The record is from RefSeq and is a predicted model, not a curated record. Gene Ontology annotation, molecular function: ATP hydrolysis activity; ATP-dependent protein folding chaperone; ATP binding.
UUUGCACACGCAUUUCAGUAAACGCCGCACCGACGUUAUCCUUGCUACUUUGCUGACUGAAAAAAGGUAAAAACUCAACCCUCUGUCACCAACAUGCCUGACAUCGAAGAAGUUCAGCAGAUGGAAGAAGAUUCCGAAGCGGAAACCUUCGCUUUUCAAGCCGAGAUCGCUCAGUUGAUGAGUUUGAUCAUCAACACGUUUUACUCGAACAAGGAAAUUUUCUUGCGAGAACUGAUCUCGAACUCUUCUGAUGCUCUGGACAAAAUUCGCUACGAGAGUUUGACGGACCCGACGAGGCUUGACAGCACUAAAGAACUUAAGAUUGAGCUUAUCCCCAACAGAGAUGACAACACCUUGACGAUCAUCGACACUGGGAUUGGUAUGACCAAGGCGGAUCUUGUCAAUAACUUGGGAACCAUCGCCAAGAGUGGAACGAAGGCUUUUAUGGAGGCUUUGCAGGCUGGUGCCGAUAUCUCUAUGAUUGGUCAGUUUGGUGUGGGUUUCUACUCGGCCUACUUGGUUGCUGACAAGGUUGAAGUUUACACCAAGCACAAUGAUGAUGAGCAGUACCUCUGGGAAUCUGCAGCUGGAGGCUCCUUUACUGUUCGCCGUCUUGCAGAGGAGGUGUUGCCCCGAGGAACUAAAGUCAUUCUUCACCUCAAGGAAGAUCAGCAGGAAUAUUUGGAGGAAAAGCGAGUGAAAGAGAUUGUAAAGAAGCACAGCCAGUUCAUUGGUUAUCCAAUUGCUCUUAUGGUGCAAAAAGAGCGAGAAAAGGAAGUCAGCGAUGAUGAGGAGGAGGAAGAAGAAGAGAAGAAAGACAAAGAGAAUGAAGAGGAAAAGAAAGAUGACGAAGAAGGCGACAAACCUAAGAUAGAAGACCUUGACGAAGAAGAGGAGGAGAAAAAAGAAGAGAAAAAGAAGAAGAAAAUUAAGGAAAAGUACACCGAAAUGGAAGAGCUCAACAAGACCAAACCACUGUGGAUGCGUAACACUGAUGAAAUCACCACGGAGGAAUAUGGUGAGUUUUACAAGAGUCUGACCAAUGACUGGGAGGAGCAUUUGGCGGUCAAGCAUUUUUCAGUUGAAGGACAAUUGGAGUUCCGUGCUCUUCUGUUUCUUCCACGGCGGGCACCCUUUGAUCUAUUUGAAAACAGGAAAAAGCGCAACAACAUCAAGCUUUAUGUACGCCGUGUAUUCAUCAUGGACAAUUGUGAAGAUAUCAUUCCGGAGUACCUAAACUUUAUAAAGGGUGUUGUGGAUUCUGAGGAUCUGCCGUUAAACAUUUCUCGUGAGAUGCUACAGCAGAACAAGAUUUUGAAAGUGAUCAGGAAAAACCUUGUCAAGAAGUGUUUGGAGCUGUUUGCAGAGGUCACAGAGGACAAGGACAACUACAAGAAAUUUUAUGAGCAGUUUGGAAAGAACAUCAAGCUUGGUAUUCACGAAGACAGUGUCAACCGCACCAAGCUGGCUGAUCUUCUGAGAUAUCAGUCCUCCGCCUCUGGGGAUGACAUGACGUCACUGAAGGAUUACGUGACAAGGAUGAAGGAAAACCAAAAAGACAUCUACUACAUCACUGGUGAGAACAAAGAUCAGGUUGCCCAUUCUGCGUUUGUGGAGCGAGUCAAGAGCCGUGGUUUUGAGGUGUUGUACAUGACUGAACCCAUUGAUGAGUAUGCCGUACAGCAGCUGAAGGAGUAUGAUGGAAAGAAGCUUGUCAGUGUGACGAAGGAAGGACUUGAGCUGCCUGAGGAUGAUGAGGACAAAAAGAAGUGGGAAGAAAAGAAAGCCAAAUUUGAGCCUCUCUGCAAGACUAUCAAGGAAAUCCUAGACAAGAGGGUCGAGAAAGUGGUAGUGUCAUCUCGUCUGGUAUCAUCCCCCUGCUGUAUUGUCACCAGCCAGUUUGGAUGGACGGCAAACAUGGAGAGAAUCAUGAAGGCCCAGGCACUGCGUGACAACAGCACUCUGGGAUACAUGGCAGCCAAGAAACACCUUGAGGUGAAUCCCGAUCACUCCAUUGUGGAGACCUUGAGGCAGAAGGUGGAGACUGAUAAGAAUGAUAAGUCUGUGAAAGAUCUUGUCAUGUUGCUGUACGAAACCUCUCUCUUGUCAUCUGGAUUCACCCUGGACGACCCACAGGUUCAUGCCAGCCGCAUCUACCGAAUGAUCAGUCUGGGUCUCGGAAUUGACGAAGAUAUGGAAACUGUUGCUGAAGGAAAUACUGGUGAGGCCAGCGCUGAAGACAUGCCACCACUUGAAGGAGAAGAAGGAGACGAUCCCUCCAAGAUGGAAGAAGUCGAUUAGUCAUUUCAGUCAAGAUAACGGCUUGAAAAAAGGAAUUAAGUCAUUAGUUUGACAAGCUGCGUUCUUUUUGACAGUUGCAUAGUAACCAUUAACAUUUUGCUGAUGCGAAGUGCAUUGCUAUAAGCACAGAAAAACAAUUUCUCGUAGAUACUGAAAUUAUUAAGUACGUGUGAUUUGGCUCAGACUACUUUAUUGGGUAGGUUCACAAUUUUGGGCAACUAAUUGAACUAUUGUUAAGUGAAUAAUAAUUUAAGGGUGCAUGUGCAUGUACUAACAUAAAAAUUGCCCGAGUAUCUAAAAGUAAUUAUGGUUGCUGUUGACCCGUUGACAUCUUGUUUAAAAUUGUCUGUUCUAAUACUCUGAACUUUGUACUUUCUUAUAUGUAACAUACCUACCUGUGUGUGUAGCUGAGAGUAAACUCAACUGGCCAGUAAUUAAUCAUGGUUAAUCCAUCAAGUUAGCAUUGUGUGUAUGUUUGGGACAGGAGGGGGUGGGGGGAAUUGCUCUUUGGAUCUUUGUUUGCUGAGCAAAUCAUUGGGCCCUCCACCAUAAAGAUUUACCAGCAUCUCUUUGGCUACACUCACAGAUCUACUAGUUUCUGUAUUGACCUUUUGCCUGAAAUUGUGACUUAGCUUCUUUCAUGUAGUUCUGCAAGUUAGUUCUUAUUUAUGUUAGCUAUGAGGCAUUUUUGCAUUUUUGCAUUUUUGUCAUGCAAACUAUCAAAUAAAACAAGCCAGUUACAAUUUA